Lolium rigidum is the source of this 1359-nucleotide messenger RNA. RefSeq names its product extensin-like. The record is from RefSeq and is a predicted model, not a curated record. NCBI's taxonomy places the organism in Eukaryota, Viridiplantae, Streptophyta, Magnoliopsida, Poales, Poaceae. The transcript has 3 exons. Bases 1 to 1359 code for a protein of 452 amino acids.
AUGGUAGCAGGAGGAGGAAGGUUGCUCCUGACCAUCGUCAUCUGCGCUGGACUGAUGCCUGCAGGCAGCGAAGCUGCGACCUCGGUUAUCAUCGGCAUGGCCCAGUGCGCCAGCUGCGCCAGGAAGAGCAUGAAUGCCGAGGCGGCGUUCAAGGGUCUUAAGGUGGCGAUCAAGUGCAACAGCGGCAGCAGCGGCGCCGGCGAGUACGAGAGCAAGGCCGUCGGGGACCUCGAUGGCACGGGCGCCUUCGCCGUGCGCCUCCCCUCCGACGUCGACCUGCGUGGAAGCGCCCAGUGCUUCGCGCAGCUCCACAGCGCGGCGAGCAGCGAGCCGUGCCCCGGGCAGGAGCCGUCCAAGAUCGUGCCGCUGUCCGACGAGGGCAACGGCACCUUCGUCGCCAUCGCCGGCAAGACAAAACGCGUCGUAUCGACGAUGCCCGAGUGCGCGGCGGCCAACAUCUGCUUCCCGUGCCACAUGUUCGGACGGAAGCCCCUCAACAUGCACCGCCACAUGAAGCCCAUGCCGGACUACGGGAUGCCGACGCCGGUAUACGCUCCACCCGUGUACGGCACUCCGGCGCCGAGAUGCCUGUGCACCCCUACCCCGGAGCCGGGAUGCCAGUGCCCGUCUACGACGCCGGUUUAUGGGACGCCCAUGCCGGAAUACGAGCCGCCUCCAACCCCGGAAUUCGGAACACCCACGCCGGACUGCCCUCCUGAGGCGCCGGAGGUCGGGACGCCCACGCCGGUAUACGCUCAACCCGCGGCUCCUGUGUACGGGACUCCGGCGCCAACAUGCAUGUGCUCCCCUACUCCGGAAGCUGGAUGCCAGUGCCCUACUGCAACUCCCGCGCCGGUUUACGGGACUCCGGCACCGGUUUACGGGACUCCGGCGCCGAGAUGCAUGUGCUAUCCUACUCCGGAAGCCGGAUGCCAGUGCCCGACUGCAACUCCCACGCCGGUGUACGGGACGCCGGCGCCGAGAUGCCUGUGCACUCCUACUCCGGAGCCUGGAUGUCAGUGCCCUUCUUCCACUCCCACGCCGGUGUACGGGACGCCGAUGGCUCAACCCCCUCCUCCCACGCCGGUGUACGGAACUCCGACGCCGAGAUGCCUAUGCACUCCUACUCCGGAGCCUGGAUGCCAGUGCCCUUCUCCCACUCCCACGCCGGUGUACGGAACGCCCGGGCCAGAGUACCCAGGCACAUACCCUCCUUACACGCCGGCGCCGGUGUACGGGACGCCCACGCCGGUGUAUGAACCUCCGGCGCCGGAUUACGGAGCAGCGCCGACGCCAGAGUGCCCUCCUGCCGCGCCGGAGUACGGCACGCCCAUCUACACUCCCCCGGCCCACCACUAA